GGCAAGACAGACAAUACACAUGUGGACUACUAUUUGGAUGCGUACCCUACAUGUAGCAGGCUAUUCUAUACAGUCGUUGACGUUGAACGAAGAGUCAAAGCGUGUUAGCCCACUUCUAGACGUAUUAUCCAGAGUCGUAGCCUACAGGUCUGGGUAGUUGUGUAACAUCGUUCAGUGCAAUGGCUAUCCCCCAACUAGCGGAAUCGAAGCGCAGGGAAAUACAAAGUCAGUUUUGUAAGGACUGAUCCAGGCUGGUGGCCAUAAUUCCUGAGCGGGACAGGUGAGGUUUCUGUGAAGUGUCCUCUUAUUGGCAGCGCAAGCCCAUCUCGCGCCUGUCCAACUGUGCUACUUUGAUUGGAUGAGUUCCACGCUCGCCUGCCUUUUGCCUUAACGAUUUACGGUCUUGUGCGGAAAGGAUCUUUAAAUCAUCACUGGGUCUGUGCUGGCAUAAGCUACGUGUUCCGUGCCUUGUCCCGUUCCCCCUCUACCUCCCCGAAUCCUGACUGGAACUUUACUGCAGAUUGUCACCUCGCGCUUCUGCGCCACUAUGCCCUGCCCUGCUCCGCGAGUCGGAUCGCCGAAGGAACCCCUCAACUGGAGACGGACAGUUCCACCGGCCAUGGUCGCCCUUGUCAUCUGCCUCCUGUCGUUCGCUGUGCUGAUUGAGGGGGAUGGGACAGAAGCCGCCACUCAAGUCAGCAACCACUCAGCGUCUCACUGUGAGGACUGGGGGGAGAUGGAGCAGCCGGUGUGGGUGCUGGAGGGCGAGGUUGGAUGGCUGCGCUGCACCCACUACAAGGUCUACAACUACAGUGCCACGCAGGCCGGCGGCCUCAGCCUCUUCUGGUACCGCGCCGCCAUGGACCAGGCCAUGGAGGAGCCCAUCAGGCUCAAGAAGUACGCCAAGGACAGAGAGUGGCUCUGGCUGGAACCCGCCACGCGCAACGACUCAGGGAAAUACAUCUGCAUGCUCAGCAACAAGACGUUCUGCACCCGAGUGACCAUGCGUCUGGAGGUGCUGCCCAGAGAGAACAGCUCGUGCGGGGAGGAGCAGACGGCGGUGGCCCCUACGGAGGUGCACGUCCCCAUCGGCAGCAUGAGGAGGCUCCCCUGUCCCGACGUCAACAUGCUGCAGCACCGCAACAUCACCCCCACCACCGUCACCUGGUACCACAGGUGUAAGACUAUAAAGGAGCUUGGUCAAAUCCACAUGGAUGUCACGGAUGGCAACUUGACUGUGUUCAAUAUGUACGUCAAAUUUGGAGGCAACUACACGUGUGUGGUGUCCUACGAGAAGGCGGGACGACGCGUCAGCUUUACCCGAGUGCUCCACAUCGUUCCAGUGUCCAAUGAAAGUGUCCCACAGGAAAGUGUCCCACAGCAGGAGAACAGCUCGUGCGGGGAGGAGCAGACGACCGUGGCCCCUACGGAGGUGCGCGUCCCCAUCGGCAGCAUGAGGAGGCUCCCCUGUCCCGACGUCAACAUGCUACAGCACCGCAACAUCACCCCCAUCACCGUCACCUGGUACCACAGAUGUAAUAAUAUACAGGAGAUGGGUCGAAUCCACAUGGAAGUCACGGGUGGCAACUUGACUGUGUACAAUAUGUUCACCAUAUUCGAAGGCAACUACACGUGCGUGGUGUCCUAUGAGAAGGCUGGACGACUUGUCAGCUUUACCCGAGUGCUCCACAUCGUUCCCGUGUCCAAUGAAAAUGUCCCAAAGGUGCCCACCAUACACAAUCCUGACAAGGCCCAAACCUACAAUGUUAAACAAGGCGAGACAGCGGUGCUAACCUGUAAGGCUCUUCUGCCCUACCUGGAAGGAGAGACCCAGUCUCUCAGGUGGAUGGUGAAUGGCAAGGCGGCGGACCCGCGGGUAGAGCCACGCUACAACAUCACCUCCAGGACGGUGUCGUCUUCGCUGGGUGAUGAGAUCCGGGAGACGGUGCUGCAGAUCCAGGACUUCAGCCAGGAGGACAUGAGCAAGGAGUACAACUGCAGCGCCAACAACAGCCGCGGCUACGUCACGCGACGGGCAGUCCUGCACCUGGAGAAGGAGAAGCCGUAUGUGGAGCUGAGCAUUGGGCUGGGGGUCAUCAUGUUCGUCAUGCUGGUGAUGUUCGUCAUCUACCACGUCUUCUGGCUGGAGCUCCUCCUACUCUACCGCUCACACUUCGGCUCCGACGAGAGGUCCACAGACGAUAAGGAGUACGACGUGUACAUCUCCUACGCGCGGCACAGCGAGGAGGAGGAAUUUGUGGACCAGACGCUGCGGAGAGUGCUGGAGAACGAACUGGGCUACUCGGUGUGCAUCUUCGACAGAGACAGCCUACCCGGAGGCACCAUCACGGACGAGACGCUGCUCUUCGUGAACCGCAGCCGGCGGCAGAUCGUGGUGGUGAGCCCCGAGUGGGAGGUGCAGGGCACCCAGGCCAUGCUGGAGCUGCGGGCGGGGCUGGACCGCAUGAUGUGCGGCACGGGCCUGCGCGUCAUCCUGGUGCAGUACCGGCCCAUCCAGCGGCAGGGCUGGGUGCGGGAGCUGCGCCGGCUGCGCGGCGUGCUGGCCCUGGUCCGCUGGGAAGGGGAGCGCUCGCAGGAGCUGUCCUCGCGCUUCUGGAAGCGGCUGCAGGUGGAGCUGCCCCUGCGCAGGCCCAAGUCGUCGUCCAGCGGCCAGGACGCGGAGGAUUCGCUGCCCCUGCAGAUGGUGACGACAGACGGCUGGGGGGCGAUAGAGGAGAAGGAGGAGAAGAAGGAGAAGGAGGAGAAGGGCACGCACAAGAGGAGCAAGAUUCCCCUUAACGGUGUAGAUGAGACUCGGAAUACAACAGACACCACGAGGUGUUUACCAGCGUAGCCCCACGUUGAUCAUUGUGAAAGUUUUGUUGAGAGUCACUCCUGCUGAGGGUCAAAGAAUGCUCAAAGGAAUGAAACACUGUGCCCCGGAAGAGUUCAUUGGCUUGCAGACACCAGCAGAUACCUCAAGGUGUUUAACAUUAUUGGCUCAUGUUGAGCAGUCUCCCCAUUCUCGCCCUUCCUCCCGUGGAGGAAUCAGAAAAGAGAUGGAUGGAGUAGUAAAGCACCAUGUGCAGUCUCGCUUCUCUGGCAUCUCGUGUCCCUUCUCCCUCCUCCAUCAUUAUCCUCUCACCUUUUUGUUUAUUGAGAGACUUGGACUAUGACAAGCCUUGAGGCUUGAUGCUAGGGGUGGAAGAAGCAGCUGGAUGAUAGACACUGACCAUUAGUGCCGUUAUUGACUGUAUUGUGGACUGUGGCAAAAGAAAUUCACAGAAUUUUGGAAAAAAGCAGCAAAGUACCCUGGGAUUCUGGGAACUCACAUACUGCCUUUUGUUCUACACAAUCGUUCCGAUCUGAAAGACAGUAUGGAAGCUAUGACUCAUAAAGGACCAGAUUAUAGUCCCUGUGUCUGUCCAAUCAGAGAGCAACCAUGGCAACCACUAAGUUGAAAUACUCAAAAACCGGCAUUCAGUAUGUUUAGACAGUCAUGGUAAAUGACAGUGUCAGAAAAUAUACAGAAUUUUUACCUUUGACUUCCUAAUUCAUUUGCUUGCUGUAGCUGAUGAACAAAAGUCUAUAAUCGUUUUAGUCUCAGUCUGGUCCGCCAUCUUUAAUUUGUAAACAACAUCAAAACAGCACAUGAACGCAACGCACUUGUAAAUACCACUUAACAUGCAACUAGAUAAUAUCUACUUCAGAAGACCACAUGAAUGCACCAUCUGUCCAAUCAGAGAGCAGGGUACACUGUAUUCCGUUAAUUUUUCACCACUACACCUUUUGUAUUUCUCAGAAUAAAGGAUACCGAUAUGUAUUUGUUUGUAAGCAUUGUUGUAUACAGUGAGUCCAAUAUGUAUUUGAUCCCUUGCUGAUUUUGUUGGUUUGCCUACUAACAAAGACAUGAUCAGUCAAUAAAUGUUAUGAUAAUAUGUAUUCUAAUAU
This is a messenger RNA of Engraulis encrasicolus (European anchovy), 3951 nucleotides long. Its product is annotated as interleukin-1 receptor accessory protein-like. The transcript is spliced from 13 exons. The record is from RefSeq and is a predicted model, not a curated record. Bases 548 to 2854 code for a protein of 768 amino acids. NCBI's taxonomy places the organism in Eukaryota, Metazoa, Chordata, Actinopteri, Clupeiformes, Engraulidae. Gene Ontology annotation, biological process: signal transduction. Gene Ontology annotation, molecular function: interleukin-1 receptor activity.